ACCGUCUCUGGAGGCUUCGGGCUGGAGAACGUCUCUGGAGGCUCCGGACUGGAGACCGUCUCUGGAGAGGAGAAACACACAGGAGGCCUGGCUCUGGGAGCAGGCAGAGGACUCACCAGGCUGGGGAGACAUACAGGAGGCUUCUUCCUUGGCCGAGGCACCAGAUACACUGGGCCGUGGAGAAAAUAGAGGCGCACUGGCGGUCUCGAGCGCAGAGCUGGCACAACCCGUUCUGGCUGGAUGCCCACUUCGACCCGGGAAAUGCGGGAUGCUGGCACCGAGCACAUCGGCCUGUGAAUGCUCAACCGAGACACAGUAAGCAUCACCCCAUAGCACGGGGCCUGACCAGUCACAUGCUCGCCACGGUAAGCACGGGGAGUUGGCUCAGGUCUCCAACCAGGUCUCCAACCUGACCACCCCCCACCAAAAAAAUUAUUUGGGGGUUGCCUCUCGGGCUUCCUUGCCAGCCUUGUUCCCUCAUAACACUCCUUCUCCGCCUUAGCUGCCUCCAGGUCCUCCGUUGGACGGCGAUACUCCCCAGCCUGCCUCCAGGGUCCCUUACCAUCUAGGAUCUCCUCCCAUGUCCAGUAGUCCUCUCUACUACCCUGCUUGGUCCUUUGGUGGUGGGAAGUUCUGUCAUGGCUGUCGACAAAAGAGGACCAAGGGGCAGCAUGGUAAGCGUACAUUUUCUCUUUAUUGAUAAAAAUGACGCGGAACAAAACAACAAACACUACAAAAACUAACCGUGAAGCUACAGGCUAUGUGCCCUAAACAAAAGUCAACUUCCCACAAAGACAGGUGGGAAAAAAGGCUACCUAAGUAUGGUUCCCAAUCAGAGACAACGAUAGACAGCUGUCCCUGAUUGAGAACCAUACCCGGCCAAAACAUAGAAAUAGAAAAUCACAGAAAACAAAACAUAGAAUGCCCACUCCAACUCACGCCCUGACCAAACCAAAAUAGUGACAUAAAAAGGAUCUCUAAGGUCAGGGCGUGACAAAAGGCCAUCCAUGAUGAAAGAGACAGUAGACCAAAUUAAAGCACACCACAUUGAAUUAUGAAAACUGUUUGACAUCCUAGCUCUAUAGUAUGUAUUUGUGCUGUGUUCACAUUAUUUGAAGGGCAUGCAUAUCUGAUUGCCAAUGUAAUCAUGUUUGUGAAGUAUGCAAUAAUAGUUUUCCAUGAGUACAUCAUAGUGCUUUUUCAAAGGGGCUCAGACCAAAUGAAAAAAAUAUAGCUUAUGGUAAAUAUAUUUGCUUGAAUUACAUUAACACAUCAAUUGCUUUGUUUGUUCAUACUUCAGUGCUAAACUUGUAAUCAGAAUUACCUUAAGGUUAUUUCGUACCCUGCUAGCCAUGUAGCCACAGCGUUCACUUCCCCAUAGCCUCCCUUUCCUGAUCUUAAUCUAUUACACAAUCCACCCAUCCUCCAAGAAUAACGCUUGCAGUAGUAUGGUUCACCUCAAAUAGUUACGGCUGUUUAAACUGUUUACAUUUCCCAUUUCCUGUCCAUAUGAUAUCACAGGAGGGGUAGAGGUGAAAGUGUCUCCACACAACACUGCACAUGCUGGCAAUCAUUUUGUUCUGCAGUGCUCCUGAAUGGUACACCUGAGACAGCGGAGGCACAGAAGAGAAGGAGCUGCCUUUGUGGCACACCAGUGAAUUAUUCACGACUAACCGUGCCUGCUGAAUCCAGAUCCCUUUACGGGUCUCUGGAAGCUAUGCUAUCAGAUGGCCAAAUAGUGUCUAUGUCACAGAGGACACUGUUCAAAUGGCUACCUGAGUGACACGUCUCCCUGAGUGUCACUGCAUCGCUGCUGGACCAGCUCUUUGUUGUGACCCUGGCCUCAGUCAAGCGUUAUCGGCAACACAAAUUCAAAUUUGACAGCUCAACUGCAGUGACUGAGCGAAAGGACUCCAGCGUGACAGAGAUGUAUGUGUGUAUGCCCAUUUAGUCUAUAAAUAUGGAUGAUAUUGUCAGAGUCAUACAGUCAACACUCCUUUUUGGCAUUGAGGCUCAGACGGUUGUCUGACUGCAUCCCUCUUACAUGAUACAAUACGUGUUCAUCGGAGUGUGAUAGAAAUUACAACAUCAUUAAUACUUUAACACAGUCAUUUCGUUCUAAACUAAAAGUCUGUGCUUAAAUUACCAAUGUAUGGUUACACAUUAUUUGGAUAGUCCGAAUUUUCCAUAUGUAGAUGCUCUACAGAUUGUCAUACUAUCAACAAACUAUCUGUUGAUAAGCAACUGUUUGCUAAGGUUACGGUUAGGGUUAGGUUUAGAAUAAAGGUUAGGGUUAGGGUAAAUUUUAGGGUUAGGAUAAGGGUUAGUAGAUAGUUAUUUGAAAUGUUAUUGAUACUCUGUAGAUCACGCUCCUAGACUCUUACACUCUUAGAAAAAAAGUGUUCCAAAAGGGUUCUUCAGCUGUCACCAUAGGAGAACCCUUUAUGGUUCCAGGGAGAAACCUUUUUGGUUCCAGGUAGAACCAUUUUUGGUUCCAUGUAGAACCUUCUGUAGAAAGGGUUCUACAUGGAACCCAGAAGUGUUCUACCUGGAACCAAAAGUGUUCUACCUGCAACCAAAAAGUGUUCUUUGAAGAGAUAUCCUGUGGGGAGAGCCCUUUUAGGUUCUAGAAAGCACCUUUUUUUCUAAGAGUGUACAGAUGGACUAUCCAAAUGAAGUUUUACCAAAUGUAUAGUUACAUUUUAUGUGAACACCACCCCUGGUCUCUUUUCCCUCUGUAGCUGAGCCAAAACCAAUGUGUUGUAUAGUGUGUGUUGCAUAGUGAGAGACAUUUGCUAUUGGCUUUUGCCUGUGCAAACAACUGUAUCCUGGUAAUUAUGGCCUCAAAUGCCUCCAAUCAGCCUUUCGCACGCCUUAAUCAAACCCUGUUCUCAGCAGAUAGCAACCUGCCAUGUGUUUAACUGGAGAGGGAGUGUGAUAUGUCAAUAGAGACAUAUGAUCCAGGCCACUCCUACACAUAAUGCAAACAUUAGGUUAAACAGCACAAAUAGUCUGAAUCCAUGUUUAACCUUGUGGUGAUAUACAGUAGUUUCCAAGUUGUUAAAACACUUAAAUACUUACUCAGUAAACAACAUCGUAAACUCAUCUUGUGUUGAGUCAAAAAAUAUCCCAGUAUAUUUUCUACAUAGUGAAGGACAGAGCAAACAUGAUCACCUACUGCAAGUAGAAUGUGACCGCUGCCCCACCCCUCCAGUGAGGGAUGCAAAUAGUGUUGCUGCAGGUAUCAGUUUACAUGUUGUCCAGAGAGAGAAGAGAGAACAGACACAGUCAUCAGAUCUCUGCAGCACGCAGGGUGCCGGCUACCAUUGGCUAAGAUGCACUGAAAAGAAAUACCCAGACAAAAAGUUUGUUAAAAUUGGCAACUUGUCCGUAUAGAUAUGCCCUUAGCAGACCUGCUGGGUGUCCAGUUUGACAUGCACCUGCUGGGGAGGCUGACGUGUUCCAUGGCCGCUGUGCUGCUCAUCUCCUGGGUUUACAGAUUCUACAGCUCCAGGGGUACAGCAGCUAAACCCCAGCUCUGUGUGAGGCCUCCUUCAGACGGGCCCACUGAAGCACCCAAUGGAAUCUGUCGGAACUGCAAGAUGGAACUGCGGCCUCAAAGCACAGCCAAACAUGACUCCAGCAACAAUGGGGACAAACAGCCUGGCCACUCACAGAUUAGCCCUGUGAGGGAUGACCUGACACCUGACAACACCAAUACAGGGACAGGGGAAGGAGAAUUGCCCCAGACUAAAGAUAUUUGCGGGCUCGCAAACACUGAAGAAAUGGUUACGCCGCAGGAUGGAUCAAAUGUAGAAGACAACAGCUUGGAGUUGGAGGGAGAAUUCCCUGUGUUUGUUGAGGAGGCUGAGAUAGAUAUCCCCAUGUUUGUUGAAGAGGCUGAGAUUAAGAUCAGAAAUUGUACAUUUGGAUCCACCUUGAAACUCCCUUAUCCGAAAAACAGUGGUCUGGCCAGCCCAUCGGGCCGUCUGUCCCCUUGCUUUCUGCAGAGGCUGGAGGGCAGUGUGGGUGUGGGCAGGGAACUGAGGCAAGACCUGGGGCUGCAUGGGGCCUACUCCACCUUCCUCUCAAAAGCAGAGAUCACAGUGGAGGAUGCCAACCUCGUGAUGGAGGGACCUGGGAAGCAGAGCAUUGUGCGAGGAAAGAUUUAUGAAUACUACGUGGAAUCUUCCUCGCACUUCAUCACAGACUCCAUAUUAGGUCUGUUUGAGGGGAAUUCACUGGACUCACAGUCGGUGGAGUUUGGAAGAUGUGGCAGCAGCCUCACUAAGCCUCCCUUGUUCCUGAGCCCCAUCAUGUGUGAACUGAUUCAGAGGCCGUUCUCCCCAGUUAGUUCAGAGCCCACAUCUCCCAAUAAGCGAGCACUCAUACGCAAGGACAGCUACCUCACAGCAUCUGAAAAUUCAGAGCUCCAGAUCCCCCCUCUGACACCCAGAGCCUCAACCCCACUGAGGCCACACUCUCGGGCCUCUUCAUCAGGGGAUCCCAGCCCUGUCAGCCCACUCAGUCCUACCACAGACACCAGGCACCCCAGUGCAUGGGAGGAGCACAGCCUAGAUACCAUAGCUGGGGCCAAAUGUAUAAAUCUGCCUCCAGAAAUCAUGGGCAGCGCAGAGUUGGAGAUCUUUAAGGCCAAGGUUGAUUUGGGCAACUGCGUGGAGGUGGAGCUGUCUAAGAAGCAUGGGCAGGCCCCUCUGCAGCAGUCAGCUCUUAGAGUGAUGUCUGACAACUACCUCCAGAUCCGCAGGGACCCAGGUCUGUAUGGGAGGCUGAGAGCAGGCGAUCAGGAUGAGAUCCAGAAACAGCAUAUGAGAGGAAGGCAGUUCCUAAUGGCAGGCAACAUGGGCCCUCAGGACUGGGUGGGGAGUAGUCCUCAAGGGACAAAAAGGGAGCAGGGAGUCACCAACAUACCAUGUAGUGGUCUCUACUAUUAUGAUGAUUAUAAAGACAGCUGGCACCCACUGUGUCCCAUCCCUCAGGAAGUCAUCUCCAAAGGCUGUGCCAUGUGCACUAUGGACAACUACUUAUUUGUAGCAGUGGGGGGCUGCCAGCAGGGCGCAGAUAGAGAGAUGAAGCCUUCCAAGAGAGUGUUCUGCUACAAUCCCGUAACAUCAAUUUGGAAAGAGAUCAGUCCUAUGAACGAGUCCAGGCGCCACUGCAAACUGGUAGCCCUGCAGGGCUACAUCUAUGCAAUCGGAGGGGAGUGUCUGUCUACCGUAGAGCGCUAUGACCCCCGCUCUGACAGAUGGACUUUUGUGGCCCCACUGCCCAAUGAUACAUUUGCUGUGGCCCAUCAUGUCACAGUGUGCAACGGGGAGCUCUUUGUUCUAGGAGGAACACUGAGAUACACACUGUUGCGCUACAACCCAAAUAUCAACGUGUGGAGGAAAAGCUCAAUAACAGGCAGCAAAGAGAGGACCACCGAGAUAGUGGGAGUGAGGAACUUCCUGUAUCGCUUUGAUGUCAGCCCGCAGCUAGGCAUCAGUGUGUACCGCUACCACACUGUGGCACGACUAUGGUACGAGUGCUGCACCAAACGCCUUGACCAAUGCCUCGCCUUCCAGUGUGUCGCCUUGGACGACACCAUCUACUGCAUGAGCCACCAGUUCACCAUGAGCUUCCUGGCUGAUGAGAUCUCUCCAAGAUUUGUAUCGGAUGAUUUGAGUGUCCUCUCUGGAGCCAAGGGCAUCCUUUUCCCGUUUGUCCUCUCACUUCCUGAUACGAAGGCUCACCAGACCAGUGUGUAACCAGGAAUGCUUCUCCUCAGCACAGACAAGGACAGAGCAGUGAGGGACUAUCUAAUUUACUUGUGCACCAAGGCCAUUUUUCAGAGCUGAGUGUAUCCUACUGAGAAGCACAGCUGUCUUAAUCAGAGGCAAUGAAAGUAAAAUAUUAACAUCAUUAAUGGUAAUUCGAUUACGGCUUGUUUAGAUUUAUUUAGGGUACACUGCCAUAGAAAUUCUAUGUAUUGUGAAGGUGUUUUGUUCUUUUGAUUUUUCUCCUGCCUUGCACUACAUUACUCCUAAAUCAUGCAAGAUGUGCACUUUCUCCACUGUAAUAAUUCAUAAAAAAAUCUUAAGUUAAUUCACUCUAGCCAUAAUGCUUUGGAGCAGUGGGGUAAUAUAGUAAUAAUCCAUCACAGUUGGUUACUAUAUAGGGAACAAAUAUUACUCACACAGAGGACUGGACUCAAUACAAUUAUCCACAUGUGAUCUAUAAAUAUGACAUGAUGUAAAAGAUUGUGACUUACAGCAUAAUGUAUGUGAGCUUCAAUAAACAAAAGUAAUUGCUAAUUUUGAAUCUCUUCCAAGAUUGGAGCAUAGUAUACGCCUGAUUUCUGCUGUUGUUUUCAACAUUGUUGAUAUACGGAUAGCACUGAACCAUGUUGAGUAAUUCAUGUACCAAAAUAACGAAUGGCUGUAAUGAAAGUACAAAUAUGUAUCCUUACAUUUGUACAGUAUUAAUCAACAGAAGAAAGAAAUAUGCAGAUUUCAUUGAAGGUUACUUAUCUAAGCAGUCAUACAACUCUGUUGAAAAAAAAAACUGAAAGCAUUUUGUGCAACAAUGUGCUAGCUAUUAUGUCAUGUGGUUAAACAUUAUUAAAAUUACAUUGAUUUUCCUUCCAA
Salvelinus fontinalis (brook trout) is the source of this 6647-nucleotide messenger RNA. Its product is annotated as kelch domain-containing protein 7A-like. The record is from RefSeq and is a predicted model, not a curated record. NCBI's taxonomy places the organism in Eukaryota, Metazoa, Chordata, Actinopteri, Salmoniformes, Salmonidae. Gene Ontology annotation, molecular function: protein binding. Bases 3399 to 5768 code for a protein of 789 amino acids. The transcript has a single exon.